GAAAAAAUAAGACCACUUUGAAUCCAAUAUGGAAUCUGCUUGAAUCCUUAAACCACUCCCUUGAGAAAUUCCCUUUCCCUUACCAAGAUCGGCAAUGACUUUGAGACCAGUAGUACCAACCCCGUCGGAAACCGGCAGCGAAUGGGGGAAGGUGUCGGCUGUGCUGUUUGACAUGGAUGGGGUGCUGUGUAACAGUGAGGAUCUCUCCAGGUUAGCGGCGGUCGAUGUUUUCGUCGAGAUGGGAGUUCAAGUCUCGGCUCAAGACUUCGUCCCCUUUAUGUGCACAGGUGAAGCUAAUUUUUUGGGAGGUGUUGCUUCUGUAAAGGGUGUGAAGGGGUUUAAUCCAGAGUCUUCAAAGAAGAGAUUUUUUGAGAUAUACCUGGAUAAGUAUGCAAGCCAAAUUCAGGCAUAGGCUUCCCUGGUGCCUAUGAGCUUAUUGUACAGUGCUGACCGUAUCAAAGUUGAUGCCAAUUUAGCAGCUGCUGGUUUGAAAUUAUCAAUGUUUGAUGCUGUUGUAUCUGCGGAUGCAUUUGAAAAUUUGAAACCUGCCCCUGAUAUUUUCUUAGCGGCAUCAAAAAUAUUGGAUGUGCCAACAAAUGAGUGCCUUGUGAUUGAAGAUGCAUUAGCUGGAGUUCAAGCUGCAAAAUCUGCUUGCAUGAUGAGGGUUCUCAUUGUUGAAUCUGAGUACAUUGAUGCAAGUCUACAAUCUCGUAAAAAUAGAUAUUUGGGACGGCCCGAAUUUUGUGGGUCGCGUUAUGGUAAUACUAAUUUACAGUAAUAACUAAUAAUUUUCAAUUUUGUGUAUUAAAAUUAUCAACACAAAGAAAUAAUUAUAUCAAUACGACAUGUAAAUUUAAAUUUCAACACAGAGACAUAAGUUUAUCAACACAAGAUGAUUGAUAAAUUUAGUGUCAUUGUGUUGAUAUUUUUAAAUUGAAAUUAGUUAUUAGUUAUUGAUGUAAAUUAGUUAGUAUUUGAUCACACACCCGAGUUUUUAACGUAUAUUUGGUAAAGUAGGAGAGAUAUCAAAAGUAAAAGUUAUUAGAGUACGUUAGUGGAGAAUGGAGUCCACCUUAUUAGAGAGAAAGAUGAUAUCAAAAAUAGAAAGUGGAAUAUUUUUAUGGGAUGACCCAAAAUGGAAAUAGUCUCUCUUUUUAUGUGACGGAUGAACUAUAAAAUUUGAAGUGCAGCAUCUUACAAUAGGUUGAGCUAUGCCAAUUAAUAUGUGGAAUAUAUAUGACUAAAUGAUCCACAUUAUAACAGAGUAAAAAAGCUUAUAGAAGUGACACCCAAGAACAAGUGACCUUACUUAGUGUAUCCCAAACUUUAUUUUGAAAUUCAUCAUUUCAAUGCAACCCCCUUUCCUCUUCUCUUCUCUUCUCUGCGAUUAAUUUAUGGGUUUAUAGAGAAUUUGGUGUGCUUGCAGAUGCAUAGCUGUAACAACAACUUUAGGUGAAGAUACUUUAAGUGCUGCUGGUCCAUCACUUAUCAGGAAGGAGAUAGGUGAUAUUUGCUUUAAUGAUAUUCUUAAUGGUGGCUCUGAUUGAGACUCCUCUUGUAUAACAUCUGAAACAGGAUCUAAGGUUUAUUUCUUAUAAAAUUCUACUCCUACAUACUUGAAAGAUUUUAUCCAUUUUGAUUAAUGAAAUUUUAUUUUUCACUUA
Salvia splendens (bonfire salvia) is the source of this 1664-nucleotide messenger RNA. Its product is annotated as protein SUPPRESSOR OF QUENCHING 1, chloroplastic-like. Lineage: Eukaryota; Viridiplantae; Streptophyta; Magnoliopsida; Lamiales; Lamiaceae. The transcript has 7 exons. The record is from RefSeq and is a predicted model, not a curated record. Bases 428 to 778 code for a protein of 116 amino acids.